This is a messenger RNA of Coccinella septempunctata (seven-spotted ladybird), 3566 nucleotides long. RefSeq lists its product as uncharacterized. Gene Ontology annotation, cellular component: nucleus. Gene Ontology annotation, molecular function: zinc ion binding. The transcript has 3 exons. NCBI's taxonomy places the organism in Eukaryota, Metazoa, Arthropoda, Insecta, Coleoptera, Coccinellidae. The coding region runs from base 84 to 3449 and encodes 1121 amino acids. The record is from RefSeq and is a predicted model, not a curated record.
AUUCGACGAUUCCCCACCUCAUUCCAGUUUGAGUGGUAGUGGUAUAGUGCAUGUGAACAAGUGAUAAUUGAAUUCCUUAAACAAUGGAAGAAUUUGUGUACGAAGAUUUACAAAAUUUGUGUAGGUUGUGUUUUUCGAAGACUUCGUUAGUGAGUAUUUUCGAUCAUCGAUUAGAAUCGACGGAAAACAUGGCAGAAGUGAUUGAGGUUACAACAGGAGUCAAGAUAUCACCCACAGACGAAAUAUCUCACAUGCUCUGUAACAAGUGCUCCCACCUUACAAUUCAGAUGUUCAAAUUCAGAACUACCUCCAUGCUCAACGACAUUGAUUUGAGGGAGAAAGCAGCAAUACAGAAGACGGUUCAUAAGUCAAUGAAAGAACUGUUUCAGAUAUAUCCAAAUUUGAUAGUUCCUUCUUCGGUCAUACAGCGCGAUGUCUUACCGUCUGUUACAUUAGAAAAUAAUAUUAAAAAUUAUCUGGACAAAUCUAAGAGUAAAUUGUUGAAGAUGAAGAUAUCUAGGAAUGUACCGCUUGAGCCUUCGGUGGAGGAUAAAGCCAUUGAAUUUGAAGCCACCGAGUCAUGUUCUAUCGAAGAGCCCAGAUCUGUAGCAACAGAUAUCGUCGCUGACGUGAAUUUCACAGAAACCUUGCAAGUUAAAGAAAAUCCACCGACUUCUACUGCCGAAAAAAGAACCACGAAUCCCUCUUGGGAAACCGAACACCCACAUCGAAAAAAAUCGAAAAGAGAAGAUACGGAACAUAAAAAUAAAGGAGAUUCAUUGUUUACCGUGAAACCAAACUAUAAAACUCUCCAUAUAUGCGAUUUGUGCAAUCAUGUCUUAUAUAACGUCAGGGAACUUAAAAGGCACAAAAAUUUGCAUAUGCGUUGUAGCUUAUGCAGAACAUCAUUCAGCUCCAUGGAAAAAACCAAAGAACAUCAAAAAGACUGUUCAGUGAAGAAAAUCAUGAGUAACAUGCCAAAGUUGGAGAUCGAACGCUGUGACCAAAUUCCAGAGUUGCGCGAAAAAUACCCUGACGCUUUUCGGGACCAGGACGUCAUUGAAAUUUCGGAAGACGAAGAAGAAGUCUCAACUAACGACAGGAAUCCUCGAACCGAGCCUAAGCCCCAAAACGAGAAGAAAUAUUACAGAAGCUUAAAAGUGUUCGUGAAAAAUUCAACUUCUACUUUCACUGCCGAAACUUCUGUAAGAAGUCCUUGCUCGAAAAACGCCAAUGAAGGUAUGAAAGGACCAGAAGGACCAAUGAUACAAAAACCCAUUUUCACCUAUUCUAAACAAUUCCGGAAAGCGGAUAAAUGCGAGAAUAAUAAAAGUUGUUCCACCAGUGGCCUAGAACAUGACAAGAAUACGAAAUCUAGCGUACUCCCAUUGACCUUAAGAAAAAACGAUAGUGAUAAUUCCUCGUUGGACAAAUCGAAGAAAAUCGAAUAUUCGAUUAUUCCUCCAGCUACAUCGACGAUAAAUUAUUCCGGAAAACAGACCUGUGGAGGUUCGAAUAAACCCUUCGAGCAUGUUACUGCGGAAAGUGGAAUUGAAAAGGAAAAUGGGGCUGUGAACGCGCAAAAAAAAAUUGAUAGUGAAAAGUGCAAGGAGGUACUACCCGACCCUGGAAAGCUUGUUAUUUCCGAACCCGGUAAAAAGGAGGACCCUACAAAAGUUAAAAUUACGUCCCAAUUCCACGUGCCUGGAAAACUCACGACCCCGAAAAAAUCUUCGAAUUUGGAGAAAUCUAAGGAAAUGCCGUUAUCUACAAACUCCGGACCCAACUCUGAUGUUGGAAGAAUCUCUGAAACUCUCCCGGUUGGCGGUGAAAAAACUUCAAAAUCGGUCAGUUCGGCUGAAAUCGAAAAAGCUAAACGCAAGAGAAAAAGUAUCGAAAAUUCCAGAGAAAUGAAAAAAAUCAAAUCGGCUCAUGUUGCACAAGGAGAAAAUACCACUAAAGCACCUUCCAAUUCAGAACCGAAUCCCGGCAAGAAUCAGAGCCAAACUUCCGAGAAAAAAUCGUUCAGACCAAAGAUAAUAAUCAGCGAUAAAGAUGCUAUCGUCGUGGAUUCAGAGGAAGAAGAAAAUGAUUGUUUGAAGAAUCUGCUAAAACGAUUGAGAAGAGAUGAGAAUAAAGCUAAGAAAACGACACAGACUGAUAUACCUUGCAAUAAUGAUAUUGUCAAGACCAAAGGAAAUGGUUUCUUGUACGAGCUGAAGAAUUUACGGAAUUAUUUAAGUUUCUCUAAUAUUCCAGUGAAUACCACUUUCAGCAAAGUAGCGUCCAUAAAGUACACCUCCGAAGUCUCCUCCCUCAUGAGGAAUCAGAUGAAAUUACAGAAUAAGUCGAUGAAUGUGAACAAAAAGAAGCAGAACACUGUAACUCCAAUGAAAUCGGGUAGUGAAGAUAUGCAAAAGAGUGUUGUAACGAAAAUAAAUGCAGGUUGUGGGAACAGUCAGAACACUACAACUCUAAAAACUUCAAAUGAAAGUUGUGUGGGCAGUCAGAACACUACAACUCCAAAAACUUCAAAUAAAAGUUGUGGGGGCAGUCAGAACACUACAACUGCAAAAACUUCAAAUAAAAGUUGUGGGGGCAGUCAGAACACUACAACCCCAACAAAAUUCGUUCAAGGUAACAAAGAAAAGCAAGUAGAACAAGCUCCAACAAAUUCAAGUGAAUGUAGUAAAAAUAGUAAAAAUAAUCAAACUGUAGAAUGUAAUAUGGAGAAGCUGAACGUUGCUUUGGUGAAUUCAAGCGUAGGUGGCAAAGAGAAGCAGAUCGAUAUGAAUAUUUUAAACCCCACCAUUUCAUGUAGUGGCAAUUUGAUCACUGUCGUACCCAGUAAUACCACCUUACCAACGGUGCACUACGCAAUGAGCAAUACGCAAUUAAAUUCUGUCAAUAUCCAGCCAUCUUUGGGACCAUAUUAUCUAGUAAGCAACUCGAUGACGGUGUUACCAGCCAAUCAAUUACAAUCUAGUGCACAAAUGCCACCUCCGACUACCGUUGUGAAUAAAUCGUUUCCCCAUUCGAAUUAUACACCGUCUACGCAACAUGCAGUCUUCACAACAGGACUACCAUCUAUCAGACCCAAUGUUGUUCAGGCGCAAAGUGGAUCUUCGCGAAUCCAACUGCCAACAGGGGCAUCUUUACCAACUACUUCAACAGUACCUUCAGGAUCUCGGCAGGAUUGUUCCCAACAACUGCCCAUUUUGAGGAAGAUACCAAAGCAGACAAUACGUAUUGUUCAAAGGGAAAGUGUUGUUGGUAAUAAUCUUGUUAAAAUUGCUUCGACCAAAGACGCUAAAACCUGCGAUACUGUAAGACUGAACGAAAAUAAUGAUAGAUUUUCGGCCGCCGAUCAACAAAACAACCAGACUGUGACUGCAGCACCAGAAAAUCCUAAGUACAUUAGGGUUAGGAAUUUGGCGGAACUUAAAUAGUUGUGAAAAGGGAACUGAAUUACAAUAGCUGUAAAAUGACAAUUUACUUUAUAAGUAACCUCCCUAUAUUUGUUGGGAUUAUUGUUUAUUUGUUAAGAAAUAUAUUUUCUAAAUAAG